UUGAGAUCUAUAUGCUUCAUAUAUUUAUGCAUAUAUGCAAACUAUUAAGUUGUCACAUGGGAUCCUCCCAAAUCAUAGAUGUUUUUUUCCACGCCUCGCAAGUCCCCCCGCAAGCAUGCUUCCUCCCACUCACCCUCCCAACCCGUUAGCCGGGUCUACCUUUGCAUGAAAUGGGAAAACGAACACGAGGAUUGCCUGCUCAAUAUUUUGAAAGAGUUCCUUGAAGAAGGUACACGACCACCAUAUGGGAAACCCAUUAUUUCUCGCAUUGCUCAAAGGGUGAACAACAGACUUGCUGAUAGCACUCAGUACACGGAUUACCAAGUUGGUGAGAAAAUUCGCCGCCUAAGAACAAAACAUGCCAAUUACUUGCAACUUAAAAGGGACAACAAUGGUACUGGGUUUAGAUGGGAUGAUGACCUUGGGAUGAUCAAUGCAACUCCAGAGCAAUGGGAGCACAUCAGGACGGAUGCGAAACUUAAUAAGUACUACAAAUUUCAUACUGGCCCACCCAGAAACUUCGAGAAAAUGUGCUACGUCUUUACGGGGUCCAUUGCUACUGGAACUUACAAACAUGCUAGAACCCAAUCCCCCUCAGACUUCGAUUGUGAUGGUGAGAAUCACGUAGAUCUCAAUCUCCCCCCGGCCAUUGUUAACCUAACUAAGGGCCCUAGCUGUCCCGUACAGGAGCCAACAAGCAAAUCAAAGGGAAAGAGGAAAUGUGAUGUGGAUUUGCAGUCCCCUCCUUCUAGCAAGCGUUCCACAAAGGGUGAGGAAGUUUUCACUUGGAUUACUAAUGAGUUUAAUGAAAUUAAGGAUUCAGUCAUUCGGCAUCUGAAAAUAUCCGACAGUUCCCCAUCAGUUGGGGACGCUACCUCUGCCCGGGGGCCUUCAUCUAAAAGUCUUGUUGGAGGGGUGAUGAAGAUAGUUAAUGUUGUUGCUGUUGAGAUGUCAAUACCUCCUACAGCAUAUAUGAAAAUGUGUGACAGCCUCAUGGACCCACACUAGGCGGAGCUUGUAUUGAACAUGAAUGCCGAUGGACAACGUCAUUGGGUCUCAACUUUCAUGACCUCCGACAAUAAUUGAUACAAUCAAUUAUUGUGUUAUGUUAUCUUUCUAUUAUGCGAAAUUUGCAAAACAUUAUUAUCUUAUUAUGAUUGUGUGUAAUACUAAACUUUAGUACUGUACGGCUGCCUAUUUCCUA
This is a messenger RNA of Corylus avellana, 1204 nucleotides long. RefSeq lists its product as uncharacterized. The record is from RefSeq and is a predicted model, not a curated record. NCBI's taxonomy places the organism in Eukaryota, Viridiplantae, Streptophyta, Magnoliopsida, Fagales, Betulaceae.